UCUAAAAGAAAUAAAUUUUAUUCCUUUAGGAUUCAGUGCGCCUCCUAGCUGUGGAAGCUUGUGUCAGUAUUGCCCAGUUACUGUCUCAGGAUGACCUUGAGUUUUUGGUGAUGCCUACACUUCGACAAGCUGCAGAAGAUAAAUCUUGGCGAGUUCGCUAUAUGGUAGCUGACAAAUUUUCAGAGCUCCAGAAAGCUGUGGGUCCCAAAAUCACCCAAAAUGACCUCAUCCCCGCCUUUCAGAACCUACUUAAAGACUGUGAAGCUGAAGUCCGAGCGGCUGCUGCCCACAAAGUGAAAGAACUUUGUGAGAACUUGCCCAUUGAAGGUAGAGAGACCAUAAUUAUGAAUCAAGUGCUGCCCUAUAUAAAGGUAAACCUAACUUUAGUUUACUUUUAG
Molecule: messenger RNA, 398 nt
Organism: Myotis brandtii (Brandt's bat)
Lineage: Eukaryota; Metazoa; Chordata; Mammalia; Chiroptera; Vespertilionidae
Product: serine/threonine-protein phosphatase 2A 65 kDa regulatory subunit A beta isoform-like
Exons: 3
Coding region: 111-398 (95 amino acids)
Biological process (GO): protein dephosphorylation
Cellular component (GO): cytoplasm; protein phosphatase type 2A complex
Molecular function (GO): protein phosphatase regulator activity; protein binding
Source: RefSeq, a predicted model, not a curated record